UCAAGCCAAAACCACAUAAACUCCAACAAAAACAACAUAAAUUUGAUUAUUAACAUACGAAUCUUUUUUCUGUGUGUAGCGCUAGACGGUGCUUUCAAAACAUGUGCGCUGUGCACAAACAGCAAGAAUAUUCUUUCAUAAAAGUUGUCGCGUAGUGGAAACAUGCUUGAUGUACUCAAAAUUAUAGAAGAUCACGCCGAAGACGUUCUGGAUCUACCAGCUGUUCCUCAUACAUAUAUUAGGAUAAUUGAAUGUAACGAUGAGGAAGAGUUCGAUGUCAAUGCUCAUCUCCAGUGUACAUGCCAGCAGCCUUUCGAAUCUACCAAAGUCGCUAAAUACACAAUCGCUGAGUAUAAAAUAAUCGCACAAGGUGAAGACACCAAGACGGUUUACGAUGUAAUGCUUAGUACCAAUUCAACGUUCGAUUAUCAGUAUUCGCCCGGAGAUACGAUAGGUAUUCUCACUAAAAAUGACGAUGAGGAUGUUGCGUCGGUCAUCGAGCAAUUAUCGUUGGAGGAAAUCUGUAGUCGCAUAUAUCGAGUUGAAAUCGACCCUGCUACUAAGAAAAAAGCAGCAAAGGUUCCUUCUUACAUUCCACCAAUUGUGCAGAUUCGAAAAUUGUUGACCGAAUGUCUUGAUUUGAGAGCUAUUCCUAAAAAGCUUUUCAUACGGGCUCUCAUAGAGUACACUACUGGCGAAACGGACAAACGAUUUCUCUCUAUUCUUUGCAACAAAUCGGGUUGCACAUUCGAUGAUGUUAUACUAAAACCGGGAUUUAGUUUUGUAAAGCUCUUGAGGCACCUUCCUUCGUGCAAACCUCCCCUAGAACUGUUAAUAGAGCAUUUGCCACGGUUAAUGCCUCGACCCUAUUCGAUUGCAAACUAUCAUAGUGAUUCAGAGCAUAGUCGUAGAAUAAGAAUCCUUUUUUCUCUCUUGGACUGCAAACCAGGUUUGACAACUUCAUUUCUCAAAAACUCUUGCGGUACUAAUGAAUCAAUAUACCUGUACUUUAGAAAAUCAUCCUGUUUUGCCUUCACGGAUGACGUUUUAGCAAAUGACAUUGUAUUGAUCGGUGUCGGAACGAGCAUAGCUCCAUACUUAGGUUUUUUAGAAAAACGAAAACAGGCUAUUGAGCGAUGUAGGAAUCUUGAAACUACAGCGUGGCUACUUGCUGGCUUUCGAUAUGAGCAGCUGAGUUAUCUUUGUCGUGAAGAAAUCGAACAAUAUCUGAAAUCAAAGGUAUUAACCAACCUCUCGGUAGCCUUUUCGCGUGAUCGAACGACUCGUCAUCGAUAUGUUCAGGAUCAUCUUGAAGCAAACAAGGAGCUUAUCACAAAAAGCUUGAUAGACUCAAACUGCAAGUUGUAUGUUUGUGGAGAUGGAAAAAGAAUGAUUCCACAAAUCGAGACAAAAAUAAUAGAAAUUUUAAGCAAUGUGCUAUCUAUAAGUAACGAAGAGUCUAAAACAAUUGUAGCAGAUCUAAAGAAGAAUCUUAGAUAUGUAGAAGAUAUUUGGUUCUGAUGUAUGACCUGUAAAUCACAUGAGGAGCGUUUUGUUCCCUUUCUCGUUUACCAAAAAAUGCGGGUUAUGGUUAAAAAUACAGAUUGUUUGAUACGUG
Molecule: messenger RNA, 1618 nt
Organism: Topomyia yanbarensis
Lineage: Eukaryota; Metazoa; Arthropoda; Insecta; Diptera; Culicidae
Product: methionine synthase reductase
Exons: 3
Coding region: 163-1521 (452 amino acids)
Biological process (GO): homocysteine metabolic process
Cellular component (GO): cytosol
Molecular function (GO): [methionine synthase] reductase (NADPH) activity; flavin adenine dinucleotide binding; FMN binding
Source: RefSeq, a predicted model, not a curated record